AAGGUUGCUAUGCUGGAGCCAGUUCUUGGCGCUUGCCUGCUAUCCGCAUAGAUAUCAGGAGAAUUCGUAAAGAAACAUAUUGGCGAAUUUUUCAGAUUCUUGUUCUUUCUGCGACACAGCAGAAGUGGAGGAGUAGUGACCGAGCUGCAGGCUGGUGGAAGCGGGUGGCGUGGGCGGCACAAGCAGCCUCUGUUCGUAGGCACUAUCACGGCUUCCGAGUUGGUGCAAGAGAAAACCGAAAGCACCGCGGCGGAGACGGAGAGAGUAUCUGAAAUGACCGAGAAAACACAGCUGCUGCAAACGGACACUGGUUCCGAAAAAGACGAGUGCUCUGCUUCACCCAGUAAAAAAAGCAGUGCGGAGAAUAGCCAUGAUAAGGAAAGGGAGCAGCAGCAGGAGGGUGAUACAACGGCGCCCGAAUCUUCCGGAGCAGAGCAAACUGGUGACGACGUCGCUGGUAUCGCUGCAGCAGAUGCCGACGUAGCACCGGCUUCAGAAAAGCCGAAAGUGGUAGAAAAGCCCACUUGGCAGGACAAGCACUACGUCUUCAACAGCACGCGCUGCGAGUACGAGGUGAUCACGGACGUCGUCGAGGACCUGGGGUGGAAAAUCGUCAACCAGCCAAAGGACUGCUCCCUCAUCUGGAUCGACACCGCAGUCGGGGUUCGGGAGUCGUUUGACACGGUGCGUCCCUGGCAGCUCCUGAAUCACUUUCCGGGGCUGAACGACCUGAUCGCCCGGAAAAGUCGUAUGUACCGCAACCUGCACAGAGUAGCCCGCGUCUUGCCGCGCGAAUACACGUUUCUGCCUACCACGUACGUGUUGCCAGAGGACCGGGAUUUACUGAACAACAGGGAGUUUGAGUCAAAUGGCAAAACAAAGAAUAACAGGUAUUUUAUAGUAACGUCGCGCAAGUGCAUGUGCAAAUGCAAUAGAAUAGAGUUGGGUGUUGCCCGCUUCAGAAAACACAGAAAAUGUUGCAGUUUUUUGAGGUUGCUAGGAAUUUCAGUGUGUUUCGCCUUUCUCUCGAGAAAAAAGCGGCAAAAAGUCAAUUUUUGCCCGAAGCGCUGUGUUUAGCACAGGUAUUCUGGCUACCCGGGUUUGCGCUUUUCUUACGAGACCAAGAGUCGGUCCUCUCCAAGAAUACAGUCGGCAAGGGGUACCUAGCGUAAGCCAGGGCCUCCUGGCUGAUAAUGAUCUCCGCAUCGCCUCAGGCUGGCAACAGAGCAGGGAGAAGGAGGCGCUGCGUUCAGUGGAAGGACAGCCGGCUCGUUUUUACAGGGUUCAACGUUUUCGUUGGGCCAAGUUGUACAAAAUAACAGCGCCAGCCCGCCGGCAAGCAGAAUUGCGCGCGUGCCCGGUAGUUAGCUCAGUCGGUAGAGCGCCAGGCUCUUAACCUGGUGGUCGUGGGUUCGAGCCCCACAUCGGGCGCUUUUUAUCGUUUUGAUCGACGCUUUCAAUGAACCACCCCACCGGCGACCGAUGCGACAGAAAGGUCUGCGCAAGCCGGCGCUGCGGGGGGAUUCGUCGGAGUCUUACGUUCUUGGACGAAAAAUUGCUCGCGUUGCUGCGCAAACGACAAAUUCGAGGUGAAACACGCUGCAAAAAUUCGUAUAGUUGAACUACACGACUUUUUCCGUGCUGUCGUGCGGUUUUUUUGUCAAUUGCGCUUAGUCUUAGUGUAUGUGUGAUAUGCAGCGCACUUGGCGAUGAAAGGAACGCCAUGCCAUAUUGAAAUACGCAUAUUUCUGGCACUUCUCAAAAUCAAGUGUGAUUUUAGUGAUAAAUGCCAAAAACUGCAAAAAAUAUUGUUUUUUGCCCGAAUUGCGGUAUUUAGCAUACCCUAUUCUGGCUACCCUGGUUUCCAUUUUUCCUAGUGGUUGGAUCUCCUUCGGGAGUCAUCCGUUAAAAUUGGAACGAUACAGAGAAGAUUAGCAUGGCCCCUGCGCAAGGAUGACACGCACAAAUCGAGAAGUGUAAACAAUUUUUUUUCAUUUCCGAUGGUAUGAUCGUUUUUGUUUUUUUGAUUUUUUUCGAAAAAAUUGCAUACCGCACGGCAUGGUGAACUCAAAAACGUGUUUUUCUAGGAAUCACCACGGUAUGAGAGGUUACGUUUAAAUCUGUAUCCAAUCAGGAGGAUAUGCUGGUUGCCGCGCUAACUUGCGUUUUGGAAUCGCGAGGGGAAUCGGCUCUUCAAUUUUGCUUGAGUUCUCAGAUUUUUAUGAUCCUUUUUAUGUUUCGACUAGAGUUCUUGCAAAUCAUAAACGCCUGGUACGGUGAACUCAAAAAAAAAAUACUCUGCGAAUCACGCCGGUAUGAGUGGUUAGUUUUCAAUCUCUGGCCAAUCAGCAGGGUAUGCUCAUUCCCUUAACUCUUGCACUCACUAUGGGAACAAUCGGAUUUUCAAAUGUGGAAAUUCGGUUUUCAAGUUGAGAAGAUUUUUCGUUUGAAAAAAUUCGACCGCGACCCAGUCGUGCCCUGCCGAUUUAUUUGUGCGGCAACUACUUAGUGUUGAACGUAAACUGAACUUGUCUGCGAACAACCACGCAGAACGCAUACUGCUACUUAUCCCAGGUACCUCAUCCUGAAGCCAGACCACAUGGCGAAGGGCAAGGGCGUCCAGCUUGUGAACGCGUGGGACACCGUCGCCGAAAUUCUGGCGGAGAAGCAGAUGCGGCACCAGCACAUCGUGGUGCAGCGGUACAUCUCCCACCCGAUGCUGCUCGACGGGUUGAAAUUCGAUUUGCGCAUGUACCUGCUCGUCACGCACGUGGACCCGCUCGAGAUGUACCUGUUUCAGGACGGCUAUGACGUUCUCAACUGUUACAUUCUCAACCGUUACACGGAUUUGUCAUGCAAAAUUGCCAUCAGCCUCCACUUGAUCGAGGUGCUUAGCAUGACAAAUUUUCGAAGGGCUAAACAGCAUGAUGAUCUGUGGAAAAUCUGUGAUGCAAAGGCUGCAAUAUUGCCACUUUCACUGUUGCUGUCCUUGCAUUACAAAUCCAUGUAACAGUUGAGAAUGUAACGUUUGAGAACGCCAUAACAGCCUCGUGCGGCUGUCGACGCAGGAAUACGAGAAGCCCAACGCGGAAAACUGCAACGCGCGGUGCAUUAUGCAUUACAAAAAUAUCGUACUACUACUAAGUAGUAGAAAUCGCAUCACAAAUAAUUUGCUGAGCAUGAGAAAUGAAAUUUGUAGUGCGGAUUUAACUUGAGAAGGAGAUUUGUAAUGCAUGAAUGCGAUUGCCAUCAGUACGAGUGGGAUGCUUUUGCAAUGCAUAUGCAUGCACUUGACGAACUACGCCGUGAACAAAGACUCCGAGAACUACAUCAUGGACGGGGACGACGCGGGGUCGAAACGGUCCCUGCUCUGGUUCUGGCGCUACGUCGACGAGGAGUACGGGGAAAAGGCACGGAAAUUACUCUGGAAAAAAUGCAAGCAGCUGUGCGUGAAGCUCUUGCUCGCCGUGCAGCCCGCCUUGUCGCACGAGUACUACUGCGGGCUGCCGAAGGAAAAAACGGUGCGGACCACCAACCGCUCCAGGUGCUUCGCUCUGCUCGGGGUCGACAUUCUGGUGGACAAAAAUUUGAAGCCGUGGCUGCUCGAGAUCAACCACUUGCCAAGCUUCGCUACGGAAACGGAUCUAGAUUACGACAUCAAACGCAGUAUUUCUGGGCUGAUUUUUUCUGUGAUCGUGGUUUAUAAACUGAAACUUUUAGCAGGAUGAAGGAUAAGGAACGACUACUGCGGUUCUAUAGUACUUCACAAAUCCACAAUCUUGUUGUUGGCAGUUUUUUACCGCGUUGUAGGAAAAAAGUCCAACCUGACCCUGCAACUGAACAGGACUGAUCGAGCAGACGCUUGACCUGAUUCCCAUUGUUCCCUGCUCGUUGGGAAAGAAGCUGAUCGGCACGGAACAGUUUGACAUGCUUUGGAAGGACCGAAAGGCCGAGGCGGACGCGCGACUGGACCAGUACGAGAAAGCUUACCCUGUUUCCGACGAGCCCACGCAAGACACGCCCGCACCGAGCCCUUUGAAACUGCAACAGGAGGAGCAAGAGGUACUAGUACGAGGACACACUGUAUCGUUUCGAUUUUUAUUAGCUUCUUCUUUUUUCUUGUUUCUCUUCCUGGUAUCUUUUCCAGCAGCUAUUUCUUGUUUCUGUGAUGCAUGUAAAUGUAAAAAAAUACGGUUUCGUUUGCGAAUUUUUACAUCAGGCCGUCGAGAUGAAUGCAGACGAAAACGAUCGUGACGAAGAUGGCAACCUGCUAAAGCAGGACGGGGAGCUGCAAGCAGACGACGACGCUCAGGAGCGAAGCAACGAGGGCGACUUGGUCUUGGUGCCGCACCCAGGUAGUAGUGGUUCCUCAUCUUCCACCUCGUCAAGAACAAAUGUCGAAAAAAAGCUGCCACGCUCGGUUGCCACAGGCGGAAGCUACGACGGAAUCGACACGACCAACGAGGUGGCGAUGGGGCCGCGUGGAGGUGGUACUAGUACCCGAAAUAAUUACAACGAGAGCAGCACGACGGCCGAGUUGACGGAGUCGGUCUCGACCAGCCCGACGGAAGAAACCAGUAAGGAGGACUCGUCCUCCCGACUGGACUACAGUUCCAAAACCUCCUCGUCCGCAAACGAUUCCGCGACGUCCUCGUCUUCGAGCAGUUCGUCCUCGGCGCACGACAAGGACGAAGAGGAGGAAUCUUCUUCUACUUCUAGUUCUUCUUCGGACGACGAACAGGCCGCGGUGAAGAACGAGAUGAACAAGCAGCGAACAAAUAUUAACCGGGCUGAAAAUGCAAAUGCGAAGACGAAAUUGCGCGAAGAAGAAAUUGUUUGUGGGAAGAGCAGUACAAGUACUAAAAAGGAAGCUGGCGACAGGGAAACAAGUGGUUCUGCGGAUAAUCAGGCUGGUGUUGUUGAAAAAGCUCGUACUGGACGAGGCGAGAAAGAAGAAACGCAGCUGGACCAACCUGCAGCAGGAGCUGGUGGAUCGAUAUCCGGCGGGGGUGCAGCUGCAGUGCCUUCUUCUAAGAUUGGUCAACCUGCGCGCAAUGACAACAAGCAGAGUAGACCAGGCGAUGCUACUACUUCUUGUGGUUCAAGCUCUUCGUCCAAAGAAUCUGCAGCUGUGAUGAAUAAAACUUCGGUGGCAACCGGUGUAAUAUUAACUGGCUCGUCCGCGUCCUCCUCUUCCUCAUCGCAAAACCCGGAAGAAAGGCGCGCCGCCGAAGAGCGACGGGCCGCUGCGGCAGCGGCGAAAGAGCAACAGCAGCAGAUAAAGCGACCGGCGUGGAAUGCGGGCGGGGCGGCGCGACAACCUAGGCCCAAAUCCGCGACGCAGCGGCGGAAGUCGAGUUUGGAUCUCCGGCGCGCGGCGCAGAUGGCGAUGGGACAGCACCAGCAGAACAAUCGCGGGAAUAAUUCGCCGACUGACGAGACCAAGCCCAAAGUAAAAAAAACCAUCCACCAGCGCUACAGCAUCAUCGCGGAGACGGUGAAGGAGAUAUACAAAAAUCAGUACGCGCGUCUCUACGAGGCAAAAAAGAAGAACGACGACGAGACCGCGGGUACGGGCUCGAGCACCUCGCAUUUCGCGGACGGGCUGCGCGGCGGACCGGCGAACACGAACCGAAAGCUGUCAGCGGACCGCGACAACAUGGAAGGACAGGAUAAUAAGCUUGAAAAUAAGAGGGGGAAUAAAGAACCACCGGGAACAAACGGCGGAGCACCAGGUGCUGGCCCCGAAGGGAAUGAACAAGACGGCAGCAAGCCGAAAGGCCCCCGGCCGACGAUACCCGACAACGCCGCGAAGCGCGCUGCGAUGCGACUCAAGGAGCUGCGGGCGAUGCGGAGUCAAAGGCAGCCUGUGUGGGCAGCGAUUGAGCAGGACGGGCAGCCACCGACAGGCGUGACCAUCGUGGAAGAGUCGCCGAACGCGGCCUUGAGCGCCGCGGUUUCGUCCAGCGACGGGGGCAGUGCGGGGACCACGCCCUUAGCGCAGGUGCUCGGAGGAGGAGGAGGACAACAACCGACAAUAAAUACCGCUGCCGUCAACCAAAGUGCGCAGAACCUGCUCGCAAGUCUGAAUCUCGGGGGCAUCGUGCAGGAGGUGGUCUCCUUCAAUGGCAGCGUGAACGGCGUGCCGCCGCCAACGUGGCACAACGGCGAGACGGUCGGGCCGUUUGAUGACGAGCAGAUAUCCUGUGCAAAAGUAUCGUACCCGUACUAAUUGCAAAUAUGCAUGACAAAUAUCUCUCCUAGGGCAAAACAGCAUUACAAGUUCCACUUUCCUUCUUGCCGAAAUUUGUCAUGCAAUUUAUACUAUUGCUGCCAGUGCGAUGCUUUUGCAAUGCAUAGCAGAACACCGCCAGCAACCCGACAAGCGCGGUGGGCUUGUUGCGACAGACACGGCAGCUUCAGCAGCAAAGAACUACUACGAUAGGCAACAUCGUGCCUGUGGGGAAGAAGCUCGUGUCGUCCACCCGUAACGGAAUUACAACAACUACCCGUAAUAACCUAGGACCGAACAUCUACACGGUCGGGAGCGACGCGUUCAACGCGCUCGAUGUUGCGCGAAACGCGAGUCAAAACGCGAUCCACUCAGACCCAGCGAGCUCGGCCGACGAACACAUUUCCAAUCUGGUGAAGAAGCGAGGACAGGUUGUUUUUACUAAUAAUUCCGGCGCCGUGGUUGUUGACAGUGGAGCAGAAGCUGCGGAUCAACAAAUACCACAGUAUUCUGGUGCAGAGGAAUCAUCCGAAAUGGAGGUGCUCGGGACGAAUCCCGACGUUGUGCUUUCGCAUCAACAAGAACAGCAGCAGCAUCCAGACACCGGCGUUGACUGUGCGGCAGCAGGUGGAAUGCAGCAGCUCGAUGGCAAUAGCAAAGAAGAAAACUCCGCAUCGAUUUCUCUCGCCAGCAGUAGCUUGCAGAGCAAGUCAAUCGACCCUGGGAUCGUAAUUAGUGACCGUCUCAACAAGCACCAGAAGAAUAUGGACCUACGGGACCUCGUUGGACUUUCCAACGCGCCGACGAAGAGGCCGAGCGCACCAGCUAGUUCCGGCGUCGCCGGUCCCGCCGGCAUGCCGCACAGUCUGGCGACGACGAAGAUUGUGAACGCGACCGCGACGCCCCACAAGAUGAAUUCUGUUGAUUCAACAUCCGUGAAAAUGUUGACCACGCCCAUCAUGACGCACUCUGCUUCCGGGUCGGUCAUCGUCCCGAUUUCAGUGUCCAAAAUCGAGGGCAACUUCCCCGGCGAAUUCGGCACGCCGGGCGGCACAGUGUCGGCCAGCGGACAAAAGGGCAAAACGGUUGCGGAAAUCAUGCACACCGGCCCGACGCCGGUGAAGGACGCCAUUCGCAAUUUGCCACUCAGCCUGCGCUCCCUGAACGCGCGCGCACAGAAAAGGCAUACCAGGGCAACACAGCCGCAACAGCAAAUCAUUCACCAGAUGGAACUGGAUCAGGUAAAGCAUUGCUUUGAAUGAUGAACAAGUUUUGCUUUACGACCUGUACCUGUAAGAACAGUUUGACCUCGAUGAGCUUGAACAGAAAAAACUGAAACGAUGAAGUUUAUAGCUAGAAAAAUCCCACAUGCCCAUCAAUAACAAAACCUGAACCUCAGGUCCAGCAGCAGCAGGCAGAUUUUGCUGGGGAUGGUUUUUCGGUCGAGAAGUUCAUCUCCCAGUUGGCCCAGAAGCGGCGCCAAGAGCUCCGGUCCACGCUGCGGCGGGACGAGGCCAUCAACACGCAGGGCGAAAUUGUCGGGAACAGUCGGCCCCUGAGUGGGAACGGCACCAGCGGGAUUAUGAACGGUGCAGCUGGUGGUGGUGGGAAUGGUAAAUACACGAGCUCCAUUCCCAGCCAAAUGUUAAGAUUUGACGAGUCGACCACGGUACCUAGCAAUAGAAAGCGCUCAGAACGAGCCCCCGGAACGUCAAGUACGGCCACACCGCCGACGGUUUCGGCCCAGCAGAGGGAUUUUUUGCAGGAAGGCAGCGUGGUCUUCACGAACUUGCAGCACGCGUCGAAGGAACAUUUUCUAGACAACUACAACCACUCUGCUGGCACAACACCAGCAUCGGAGAUGUUGAAUUUGAACCAAAAAAGCACGACCAGUAGAAACCCGACACCGACGACUGCAGGGAUUCUGAUCAACGCCGCGGCUGCAGCAGGUACAGUAGCGCCCGGCGAUGUCGUCGCCAACUACAGCGACCAGUUGCCGACGAAGUCUGUCGUGCCUACCCUGGGCGAUCAUUCAUCUGCUGGGAUGAAGAUAAACUCUUCCGCCAAUGGAAACGGUUCAACAACAUCAGGGCCGCCCGGUAGUACUACUAUCGGCGGGAGCACUUUGUCCGCCUUACUCGCCGCGGGGAUGAAGGAACACUUAUCCUGUGCAAAAGUAUCGUAUUCGUAGUAAUUGCAGUCAUGCAUUACAAGUUUCUUUCUUAAGGUAAAUCCGCAUGACAAAUUUUGCUUUUCAUGCUGAGGGAAUUUGUAAUGCAUUUAUACGAGUACGAUACUUUUGCAAUGCAUAACACUACCACAUCCGCAAAAUGCGAAAGCCGUCGGCCGGCGAGGUGAUGGCCGCGGUGAGUGCCGCGAAGAAGUCGCUGCCCUGUUUGGCGAUGGAAGAGUCCUCGGUGUUGAGUCCGCCGCGGGGAACGGCGACCGGCCAGUGGAAUUUUCCCGUGAACGCGACCAAGAAACGACCGGUACAGGUGAAUCUGUCCGUCAAGGGUUCGCGUUUUGAAGGCGGAGAUGGUAAUAUCUCACCACCGAAAAGGCGAAUGUAGGUAGCACAAGGCAGGGAGGGAGGCGUUUGGGAGACAAGUCAUUGUUCUUGUGAUGUGCCUGUUAAUAUCCUCGUUCUCACAUAAGUAGCGCUGCGUCGUCGCCAUUCGUGGUGAUUUUUGUGGGAACAAAUGAAACCCCCACCAGUCAAUCUGGUGAGUCACUACUUUUAACACUGCCAUUGAGAAUCAAUGUCAAUCAUGGUGUCAUUACGAUGGACAUUUUUACUUUCGCUGUGAGGGUAUGAGUCAUAUCAAAAGACAGCAUGAGCACCUUAUUUGUAGAAUGGAAAAAGAACGUCAACAUCCACAAACCCAAAAUUAGAAUUAGUGAACGGCGUAAGAAGUAGUACUCUCAAUCUGCCACUUGCAGGCGCAAACGCUAUUUUUUUCCAAUCUUGUUUUGUACCAGUAGAACUUCUACGUCAACGCGUGCGGAGUGCCAGUCUUUCUCUAUCAGUGGGUGGUCUUUUUUCCACAUCCACUGCGAGUAUUAAAGGCAAGUUUUGUCAAAUUUUGUUUAUUGCUUUUCAUAUCUUCCGUAGCCCAACCGAACCAGGACCAAGCGAAGCCUUCGGGUUCGGCUAGACGUCUACGCGCUGGCCUGCCGGUCUGGUUCCAUCUGGGCUUGUUCCACCGCAUGGCUUCUUGGUGCUUCGGCACUCCGAAGUUGGAUGAUGAAUUGAAACAAGACAACAUAGAUGUACCUUGAUGAAGACGCGCGGUACGGAAAGCUGAUCAGGCUGUAUUGAGUAGUACACAUUGUUGCAAUAUGAGAAGUACAAAAAGGUCACCUCCCCCGCACCGUGUUCGUGGUCACACCUCCUGGGGUUUGGAGC
Molecule: messenger RNA, 9638 nt
Organism: Amoebophrya sp. A120
Lineage: Eukaryota; Dinophyceae; Syndiniales; Amoebophryaceae
Source: the annotation of a GenBank genome assembly